Messenger RNA from Microthlaspi erraticum, 282 nucleotides. The record is from the annotation of a GenBank genome assembly. NCBI's taxonomy places the organism in Eukaryota, Viridiplantae, Streptophyta, Magnoliopsida, Brassicales, Brassicaceae.
AUGGUUCUUGAUGGGAUUGUAUCAUCACCAUUGAGGAGGCCACAUGCUUUAAAGAAACAAUGGGAGGAUUUGGGAAGCUGCUCGACUGUUGUCCAGAGGCAUCGGUUUCUUUUAACAGCAAUGAUCCUUUUGGCAUUCCUCUGCACCGUUUAUAUCUACUUUGCCGUCACAUUAGGCUCUAGGCAACUGUCUUGUUCGGGGAUGACCGGAAAAGCGAAAGCAAUGUGUCAAAUGGAACAUGUCCAAGCUAGUUUUUCCAAAGGAAAACUGAAAUUCUUGUAG